Messenger RNA from Colossoma macropomum (tambaqui), 5252 nucleotides. It is a transcript of the gene suz12b, whose product is annotated as SUZ12 polycomb repressive complex 2 subunit b. Gene Ontology annotation, cellular component: nucleus; ESC/E(Z) complex. Gene Ontology annotation, molecular function: chromatin DNA binding. NCBI's taxonomy places the organism in Eukaryota, Metazoa, Chordata, Actinopteri, Characiformes, Serrasalmidae. Bases 486 to 2603 code for a protein of 705 amino acids. The record is from RefSeq and is a predicted model, not a curated record. The transcript is spliced from 16 exons.
GGAGACUUUUGAAGUGGGCGGGCGCCAAGAAGCGCCACUGUCCGAGCUCGAAGGGGGUGAAAAUCCUCAAUAUGCGCCGAUUUACGUUAGUUUGGAGGAUUUUGUUCGCCCAAAUAAAUGUUUUUGAUAUGCAAACAACACGUUAAUAUGACACUACCGCGAAGAUAUAACGGUUGCUUUAUAUCAUCUGUGGUUUAAGGAGUAUUUUGGUGCUAUUCGGCAUGAAUUCGUCGGUUUCGGGCAUCGCUAAGCUAACUGGCUAACGGCAGUUUUCUCGAUUUAACGGAUUUAGAUGAAACAUUCAGAUGAAUGGUGUUAAUGUUUAAUAUAAUCGUGCUUUACUGGUCCGAGUGACCGGUAUCUUUCCUUAUCCGAUGUCUAGAUGAUGGUAAAGUCCGCUUUCCACCGUUAGCUGGUUUAGCUGGUUAGUUUUCUCUAUAUUUUUUUGCCCUUUUGUUCCAGUUUUGUGAUUCGUAUUGUUUCUGAUGGCGCCUCAGAAAUACUCCGCUCAGGUUAUGAGCGCUGCUUCACACGGCAAAGCCAAUGGCUCCAUGUACCCUUCAUCUACAUCUUCGUCUUCAUCUUCAUCAUCAUCUUCGGCUGUGAACGCUGUAAAAAAGCCCAAGAUGGAGCAGAUUCAAGCGGACCAUGAGCUAUUUCUGCAGGCCUUUGAGAAGCCUACGCAAAUAUACAGAUUUCUGCGGACAAGGAACCUAAUUGCUCCGAUUCUGCUGCACAGAUCUCUGACCUUCAUGUCCCACAGAAACUCUCGAACAAAUGCCAACAGGAAAAUGUUUAAAGUGGAUGACAUGCUUGCCAAAGUGGAGCGAAUGAGGGGAGACCAGGAAUCUCACAGCUUAUCGUCACACCUGCAACUGACCUUUACUGGAUUCUUUCAUAAGAAUGAUAAGCCAUGUCAAAACUCAGAAAAUGAACAAAACUCAGUUUCUCUUGAGGUGCUACUCGUCAAAGUCUGCCAUAAAAAGCGUAAGGAUGUCAGUUGUCCUAUAAAGCAAGUGCCUACGGGGAAAAAGCAGGUGCCUUUGAAUCCAGAUCUCAGCCAAACCAAGCCUGGUGCCUUUCCCUCCCUACUCGUGUCAAGCAGUGAGUUCGAGCCCAGUAACAGCCACAUUGUGAAGUCCUACUCACUCCUGUUCCGAGUGUCGCGGCCGGGGAAGAGAGACUCCAAUGGCUUCAUUAAUGGAGAGACUGAUGAAAACAUAGAUGUGAAGGAUGAGCCCCCAAGCAGGAAGAAGAGGAGCGCGUCCCAUCGUGACGACGGAGACUCUACAGAAACAUUUGUCGCACAGAUGACCGUCUUUGAUAAGAACAGGCGGCUGCAGCUGCUGGAUGGAGAGUAUGAGGUGUCCAUGCAGCAGAUAGAAGACUGUCCGGUCAGCAAGAAAAGAGCCACAUGGGAAACCAUUCUGGAUGGGAAGAGACUGCCCCCGUUUGAAACCUUCUCUCAGGGACCCACCUUACAGUUCACACUACGCUGGACAGGUGACCCCAAUGACCCCUCUACAGCACCUGUGGCCAAGCCACUAUCCACACGCAACUCUGACACCAGCGCCCCAGAGAGUCGCACCCCCACCCUCAGAUCCACCCCCGUGGCUGUGAAAGACUCAGUGAACACCAGCAGCAGCAGCGGUAGUGGUGUGCAGACCAGGAGAGAACAGUCCGUCUGUGAGCCCAGACAGAAACUACGGAUCUUCUACCAGUUUCUGUACAACAAUAACACACGGCAGCAGACGGAGGCUCGGGAUGACCUGCAUUGUCCGUGGUGCACGCUGAACUGCCGAAAACUCUACAGCCUCCUCAAACACCUCAAACUCUCCCACAGCCGCUUCAUCUUCAACUACGUGCCUCAUCCUAAAGGGGCCAGGAUAGAUGUGUCUAUAAACGAGUGCUACGACGGGUCCUAUGUGGGAAAUCCCCAAGAUAUCCACAGCCAGCCCGGCUUCGCCUUCAGCCGUAAUGGCCCCGUCAAGAGGACAGCUGUCACUCAUAUCCUGGUCUGCAGGCCCAAGCGCACUAAACCAAGCCUGUCCGAGUUUCUGGAGUCGGAGGACGGGGAGCCGGAGCAGCAGAGGAUGUAUGUGAGUGGCCACAACCGUCUCUACUUCCACAGCGACAGCUGUAUGCCCCUAAGGCCGCAGGAGAUGGACGUGGACAGUGAGGACGAGAGAGACCCCGAGUGGCUCAGAGAGAAGACCACCACGCAAAUUGAGGAGUUCACCGACGUGAAUGAGGGAGAGAAGGAGGUGAUGAAGCUGUGGAAUCUCCAUGUGAUGAAACAUGGGUUCAUAGCCGAUAACCAGAUGAACCAGGCCAUCAUGCUGUUUGUGGAGAACUGCGGGCCACACGUCGCACGCAGGAACCUAUGGCGCAACUUCCUGCUGCACCUGGUCAGCAUGCACGACUUCAACUUGGUCACCACGGCAACCAUCGACCGGGCAAUGACGCGUCUGCGGGAGAUCCAGGCUGAGCUCCCGGAGGUGGAGGAAGGGCAGGAGGGCGUGGAAGCUGCCUGCAAUGGCCAUGCCGUCUCCUCAGGGUUCACUCUCCACGGCAAACGCACCAAGAGCGCCGUCUCAGACUGACCGCCUGCCAGACUCAAGAGCUCAAACCAUGCACACUCCUGCCAGACUCAAGUGCUCUGGAAUCAACUUUGUGGUGCUUCAGGCAUUCACCAAACACUGCUGGACUUCUGGAAGUCACGAAAAACUCUGCUGUGCUUCUAGAGUUCAUCUAGAGUUCAUCUGCUUUGCUUCUAGAGUUCACCAAAACUCGGCUGUGCUUCUAGAGUUCACCAAACUUCUGCUGUGCUUCUAGAGUUCACCAGACUUCUGCUGUGAUUCUAGAGUUCACCAAACUUCUGCUGUGCUUCUAGAGUUCACCAAACCUCUCCCAAAUGAUAGGACAAAACCCCUCUUCUUACCUUUAAACAUAACGUCUGUCAGUUUGUUCACUUUGCAACAUUUCGUUGGUUUCCCUGUAAAAUUAAAACAUAAAUCAAAUAUCUUCAUUAAUUUAGUGAAAAACAAAAGGGUCUAGGGCGGCAUGGUGGCGCAGUGGGUUGCGCUGUCACCUCCCAGCAAGAAGGGCCUGGGUCCGGCCAGGUGAGCAGGGUCCCUUCUGUGUGGUGUUUGCAUGUUCUCCCUGUGUCUGCUUGGGUUUCCUCCAGGUGUUCCAGUUUCCUCCCACAGUUUAAACACAUGCAGUCAGGCCAACUGGAUAAGCUAUAUUGCCCCUAGGUGUGAAUGUGUAUUUCUGUCUGUCUGCCUAUCCUGCGAUGGACUGGCGACCUGUCCAGGGUGUAUCCUGCCUUCUGCCCAGUGACUGCUGGGAUGGGCUUCAGCUCCCCCCGUGACCCAGAAGGAUAAGCGGCUUACAAAGUGUGUGUAUGUGUGUGUGUGAGAGAGAGAAAAGGGUCUAAGGAUUUCAGUACAACAUAGAUAAAUUGAGCGUAUACAGUAUUGUUAAAUUUAAAGAGUGCAUGUAAAUGUAUCUCAUGUACUAUUUUUCAUGGAAACCACUGGCAGUGUGAUAAACUCGUAUAACACUCGUUUAGUUAUUGUAGACUUCACAGAGAUUUUUGGUGUUCUAGAAUGCACAGAGACCGUUUUUGGUGUUCUAGAAUGCGCAGAAACGGUUUAGGUGUUCUACAAUGUAUAGAAACGCUCAUGGUGCUCUAGAAUGCACAGAAACUAUUUUGUUGUUCUAAGAUGCACAGAAAUGGCAUUGGUGUUCUAGAAUGCACAGAGACAGUUUCAGUGUUCUAGAAUGCACAGAGACAGCUUUGGUGUUCUAGAACGUAAAGAAAUGGCUUUGGUAUUCUAGAAUGCACAACAACUAUUUUGUUGUUCUAAGAUGCACAGAAACUGACUUUGUGUUCUAGAAUGCACGGAAACUGUCUUGGUGUUCUAGAAUACACAAACUAUUUUGAUGUUCUAAGAUGCACAGAAACUGACAUGGUGUUCUAGAAUGCAUGGAAUCUGUCUCAGUGUUCCUGAAUGUACAGAAACUGUCCUGUUGUUCUAGAAUGCAUAGAAACUCAGUGUCUCAGUGUUCUAGAAACUUGACUAGAACCGUCUUUACCAGAAGACGGAGGCUAAAAGCUGUAGAGGCAGAUCUGAGCUGAUUGUAGACGAGUCUUGGUCUGUGAGGGAACAGCUGUCUGGAAAGGCUGCGUUUUGGACUGACACCGGUUUUACGGAUUGAAGCAGUUUGGACUGAAUCCUGCCUUUUUAAAAAAAUUUUUAACACACAACAAGCAGUCGUGAGUUCUCUCCCGUAGACGUCAUUCAGCUGAGGGUUCCCUGUUUACUCACAGCAGCCUCUCUACUCUGCCCUCACAAUCAUGGCUAGGAUGCGUUCAUCUCUGAGUAGUUUCUUGAGUGCUGUAUGUCAUUUCGUGAAUAUCUGUAGAAUGGAAUACUGUUAGUCUUGAUUAUUUGUAUGCAUUUAAUCAUUUCUUUCACAGUCAUUUCUUUCAGUGGUCAUUUAGCACUUCUUUCACAAGCUGAUGGCUCUAGAUGGUGAACAAUGGACAGUGAUUUUUCAUUUGUGCGUCAGACUUUAUCAAGCAAUGGUCCUCUAUGUGUUUUAUUGGCCCAUAGUUGUUUUUAAAUUAGCGAUCGAUGUGAAAUGCAGGUUUUUUUUUCUUUUUUGAUAACUGCAGUCGGUCGCCACCAACAACUGACCUGUCGAUGCUUCCAUGUGGGUUGGUAUGACUUUCUUUUUCAGCACCUUUCCUACGUUGUUCUGAGCAUUAUUAAGUAAUCAGCAAUAUUAUACCUGUGUUCAUGGAAGGAAAGCUCUUUCUUCAGUCAAGCUUGUGAUUUUUUGACCCCCCUAUAUUGCCUUUAUGGGGUAAACUGAUCUAAAUUGUUUUUGGAACACCAUUGGACUGCUUUUGAAAACGAACAAAAUGAAUGAGUGAAUGGAUGGAUGAACAAAAAGAGGGACCACUGCAAACCCCCUGCAACGGAUUUCUUCAGGAAACGACAGAACCCAAAUGGUAGAAUAGUUUUCUAGAUCUGGAAAUCUCGUUGAGACUUUGAGCAGUAUAUAAAAGACUAUGGUAAAUGUGUCAUAGCAUAUGAAAUGCCAAAGUAUAUGACGAAACUCCCCUCUUUUCAUAAUACCAUGUAUAUUUCAAUUUGUUCACUUUGCAACAUUGCAUAGGUUCCCCUGUAACAUGAAAAUAUAUGACAGAUUAAAGUCUUGACUAAUUUAGUGAAAAAUAA